AUGAUAAAAAUAAACAUAAUCCUUAUUGCUUUCCUCGUUUAUAUUCAAACAGUUUCUGUUUUGACAUUAACCGUCGAAUUAGGUGAUUUAGAAGAAAAUAUUCUUCAUUCAUAUUUAAAAGAUCCAAAUAAUCUAAAAUUAUUUUAUAAUAAAUUAAUUCAGUCCAAUGGUGUUGAUGAUCUAAUAUAUAUUCGUCAAAAUAUUACCGAUGAAGAUAUUCAGCAAGGAACUGUCGAAAAUAAGUGUUUUCAAUCAACAGAUAGUUUACUUGAUGCAUUCAAUAUUUCGUUAAAAGAUAAAAAUCAAAUUCUAACGCGUGCAGAUGUUAAACAAUUAAUUCCAACUCUAGUUGAUGUUAAGCAUAAUGAUGGGUGUUUGAAACAACAUGGUGCUACAAAGUGGAAAAAUGUAUUGGUUGGUCUGAUCUCUGUAACAACUAUCAAUAUGGCUGCACUAUUCAGUGCAAUUAUUUUGCCAUUUCGAAAAAGGCCUACGUUUAAAUGGCUUCUUACUACUUUCAUUGGGUUAGCUGUUGGUACACUUCUUGGUACUGGUAUAUUUCAUCUUAUUCCAAUGGCAUUCAGUAUUGAAAAAUUUGAUAAAGAUUCAACAUUUCUUACCAAAGCUCUUGUUACAAUAAUUGCUAUCUAUUUAUUUUAUAUCCGUGAUCUGCUAUGUGACACAUUUCUUCGAAUUGAAACGGUUGUGUCUACGCAUAGCCACGGCGAUGAAGAUAUAUCGCCAAUUCUUCAACAGAAAAAUACAAAAAGUUUAUUAGCAAAUUUGAAAACAAUGAAACCAAUUGGAUGGAUGAUUCUGAUCAGUGAUUUACUUCAUGGUUUUAUCGAUGGUAUUACUAUCGGUGCUAUUUCUAUUGUAUCAAUUAGCGAAUGUCUUCGUAUGAUGGUACCCAUUGUUUGUGAAGAAUUUUCUCAUAAACUCGGCGACGCUGCUAUUCUAUUAAGUAGUGGUCUUCCAAUAAAGCAAGCUCUGUUAAUGAAUUUUUUAUCUUCCUGUGGUUGUUAUCCAGGUUUUAUACUUGGAGCGAAAUUAGGUGAACUUGAGAAUUUUCAUCCAUGGAUUUGUGGAUUAGCUGGUGGCAUGUUUGUUUAUAUUGGCCUCACUGACAUGAUUCCAGAACUGAUUUCCAUAGGUCAUGAAAUUGAAAAAGAUUAUACAACUGCCAAUAAACCAAUCACAAGAAAAUUGAGACUUGAAAUUCUACUUUCUCAAAAUAUCGGCGUUGUUUUGGGUAUUGCAAUUAUGUUUUUAUUGGCUAAAUAUGGUGAAAUAUUAUCACAAUAUUUUUAA
This is a messenger RNA of Rotaria socialis, 1311 nucleotides long. The record is from the annotation of a GenBank genome assembly. Lineage: Eukaryota; Metazoa; Rotifera; Eurotatoria; Philodinida; Philodinidae.